AUGGUGACAGCACAAACUGGCAGUCCUUGUUUGAGAGUAAAGAAAGGUGUUAAAAUGAUACAUCUAAACAUCCGUAGCCUCUUACCAAAACUUGAUGAAAUUAGAGCAGCAUUGAUUAAUAACCCUGUCGACAUAUUAACUCUGAACGAAACCUGGUUAGAUCCUAGUAUAGAUGACAAUGAACUGUAUAUACCAAAUUACACACUGUAUCGCAAGGACAGAAACCGGCAAGGCGUCGGUGUGGCAUGUUAUGUGACCGACAAUUUACAGCAUAAACUGAUAACAGAACUUACCGAGUUAGAUAUCGAAGGUGUUUGGGUGGAAGUAAAGCACAAUGUCGGCAAGCCUAUUGUUAUUGGUUCGGUCUACCGCCCACCAAAUUCAACUACAGAAUUUUUUGAAAACUUGGAAACGGCCAUGACCGCCGCCACAGCUAUUUCUGAUGAGGUUUUCUUACUUGGCGACCUCAACUGUGAUGUAUUUAAAAGUAGAUCCUGUAAGAAAAUCGAUAAGAUCUGUAGCACCUUUCAAGCAAAACAACUCAUAGAUGAACCGACCCGUGUAAAUGAGAACUCAUCCACUUGUAUCGAUAUCAUUAUAGCAACCUUACCUGAAAAGGUGUCAGAAUCUGGUGUAUGUUCUACUGGACUGAGUGAUCACUGUUUCACUUACGCUGUAAGGAAAGCUAAGCGACCUUCGGGAAACCCUAGGACGGCAACGGUGAGAUCCUACCGGCGGUUUGACGAAACAGCUUUUCAACAAGAUCUUCACAGCGCACCCUGGUCCACAGUUGAGGAAUGCACUAAUAUUGAUGAUGCACUUAGUAGUUUUCAGACAAUGCUCACUGAAAUUUGUGAUAAACAUGCCCCAUGGGUAUCUGUCCGUAUCAGAGGCCAUGAACCACCUUGGAUAACGCAAGAGUAUCUGUCCAUGGCGCGUGAAAGAGAUUUUUACUUUGAUAAGGCUAAGAAAACAAAACACCCAUCUAUGUGGGAGACAGCUAAAAAGGCACGAAACAAAUGUAACAACAUGGCACGAUAUUUAAAAAACAGUAUUACUGCAAUGAAAUCGAAACUAAAGGCAGUGACAGUAAAGGUCUUUGGGCCACACUUAAGACCCUUUUGCCAUCACGUCAAGCCAAACAACAUGUCAAUGUUCCUAAACAAGAAGAAAAAAACACUGCGAAUGAAUUCAAUACAUACUUUACCUCAAUUGGCUCUAAACUGGCUGCAGCUUUUGCGGGUAUAUACAGAACGGUCUCAGGACCGGCACAGUUUUCCUUUGAAUUCGAAAAUAUCUCCACUGAGUUCACUCUUAAGCAACUGA
Molecule: messenger RNA, 1326 nt
Organism: Branchiostoma belcheri (Belcher's lancelet)
Lineage: Eukaryota; Metazoa; Chordata; Leptocardii; Amphioxiformes; Branchiostomatidae
Exons: 1
Coding region: 1-1326 (441 amino acids)
Molecular function (GO): catalytic activity
Source: RefSeq, a predicted model, not a curated record